Molecule: messenger RNA, 623 nt
Organism: Atta colombica
Lineage: Eukaryota; Metazoa; Arthropoda; Insecta; Hymenoptera; Formicidae
Product: COX assembly mitochondrial protein homolog
Exons: 4
Coding region: 156-530 (124 amino acids)
Cellular component (GO): mitochondrion
Source: RefSeq, a predicted model, not a curated record
CGGCGGGACAAAAACAGGACUGUCAAAUCAGAGAGAAAGAGUCACGUGGUUUGAUACACGUGUGAUGAACGCGGAUAAGUGAUGGAAGUGAAAAAUCUUUUAAUGUAGUGCACCCAUAUAAAGAUAUUUUUAUCUGCUCCAAAAGCUCCGACAGCAUGAAAGAGGAUUACUCAGUGUUUUCGUCGAAAUUUAGCGGGGGACCGAAGGGACUAGGUGAUCCUAACGAUAAAAGUUUAAGAAAGGUAGAGAAAGAUGUGUUGAUACCCAAGUUGAUGCGAGAGAAAACCAAAUCCGAAAAGUGUGUCAACGAGGUCAAAGAAUUCCACGAUUGCUGUAUCCAUUCUGGUCUACUGCAUGUCAUAAAAUGUAGGAAAGAAAAUGAUAAGAUGAAGGCCUGCAUGGAAAAAUGGUACUAUAAUCAAGACUUUAUUAAAGAAUGCACAGAGCAAUACCUGGAGGAAAGGAGUGAAUUUAGAAAAACUGGUAUUCCCAAGAAAAAAAACAUUACACUGAAGAGCUCAUCAAUGUGAACAUAUAGAUAAUGAAUUGGCAAUUGUACAAAAAUAUUAGCGAGAUUGUGUUUUUCACUUAACUUUUUAGAUGUAACAUCUGUGAUUGAUCUA